AAGCAUAUGACUUGAGUGAGUUGCAUUACCAACUUCCUUUUCUACUGUGGCCGCCAUUCAGUAAGGAGCGUGGUUCCCGGCGAGCCGAGAUAAUAAUACAAAAAUGGCUUGUGCCCGGCCUUUAAUCUCAAUCUACUCCGAUAAGGGAGAGAGCUCAGGCAAGAAUGUCCUUAUGCCUGCAGUGUUCAAGGCUCCUAUACGCCCGGACAUCGUCAACUUCGUGCACACCAACAUGCGGAAGAACAGCCGCCAGCCCUAUGCCGUGAGCGCACUGGCAGGUCACCAGACCAGCGCUGAGUCCUGGGGCACAGGCAGAGCCGUGGCCCGUAUCCCCAGAGUGAGGGGAGGCGGUACCCACCGUUCUGGUCAGGGAGCCUUCGGGAACAUGUGUCGCGGGGGUCGUAUGUUCGCCCCCACCAAGACCUGGCGCCGCUGGCACCGUAGGAUCAACACCACCCAGAAGCGCUACGCCAUCUGCUCCGCCCUGGCUGCGUCCGCUCUGCCCGCCCUUGUCAUGUCCAAAGGACACCGCAUUGAGGAGAUCCCAGAGGUUCCUCUGGUGGUGGAGGACAAAGUGGAGGGCUACAAGAAGACCAAGGAGGCCGUGUUACUGCUGAAGAAGCUGAAGGCAUGGAAUGACAUCAAGAAGGUGUACGCGUCCCAGCGCAUGCGUGCUGGGAAGGGUAAGAUGAGGAACCGCAGGCGUAUCCAGCGCAAAGGGCCGUGUAUUAUCUACAACCAAGACCAAGGCGUGACCAAGGCCUUCAGAAACAUCCCUGGAAUCACCCUGCAGAACGUGAACAAGCUCAACCUGCUGAGGCUCGCCCCCGGAGGUCACGUCGGUCGCUUCUGCAUCUGGACCGAGUCCGCCUUCCGCAAGCUGGACAACCUCUACGGAACCUGGCGUAAGCCCGCCUCACUCAAGGUCGACUACAGUUUGCCCAUGCAUAAGAUGACCAACACAGACCUGAGCAGAAUUCUGAAGAGCGAGGAGAUCCAGAAGGCACUUCGUGCACCAAACAAGAAGAUCAGGCGUAGAGUUCUGAAGAAGAACCCACUGAAGAACCUGAGGAUAAUGUUGAAGCUCAACCCCUACGCCAAGACAGCCAGACGUCACGCAAUUCUUCUGCACGACCCGGCUAUCAAGGCCAAGAUGCUGAAACCCAAGAAGAAGAAGCCAGCCAAGAAGCCAGCUGCUGCCCCAGCCGCUCCCACCAAGGCAUAAAGAAGCUCUUCUCUAAGGGAAAAAGACUGUGGGGUUCCAAGAUGGUUUCCAAUAAAAUCUAUAGAAAAAUAA
Molecule: messenger RNA, 1297 nt
Organism: Esox lucius (northern pike)
Lineage: Eukaryota; Metazoa; Chordata; Actinopteri; Esociformes; Esocidae
Gene: rpl4
Product: ribosomal protein L4
Exons: 10
Coding region: 104-1225 (373 amino acids)
Biological process (GO): translation
Cellular component (GO): ribosome; cytosolic large ribosomal subunit
Molecular function (GO): structural constituent of ribosome; RNA binding
Source: RefSeq, a predicted model, not a curated record